Messenger RNA from Oncorhynchus mykiss (rainbow trout), 2989 nucleotides. The record is from RefSeq and is a predicted model, not a curated record. NCBI's taxonomy places the organism in Eukaryota, Metazoa, Chordata, Actinopteri, Salmoniformes, Salmonidae.
AAUAAAUCGAUACUCGAUUGCUCUAGCCUGAACGCAACAACGCCAGUCAAAGCGGAAGUUGCUAUCCUGCUAAAUAUGGUAGCUGAACUUGUGCUCGUACUAGCCUUUAAGCAAGGUAUCCUCCUCUGAAUCCCCGAAAUACAUUAGCCACAGGACAACUUUGUUUGGACGUCGUAAAGGACCAUUAGCCUUAACUGAAUAGCUACAUACCUACCUCAUUUUCCACGCGGAAAAAAAUACGUUAGCUGGGAUUUUCUACAAGGAAUCUGCAGGACAACAUGAGUGGAGAGAAGGAAACAUUGUUGGAAGAAAUGGAACAGAGUUUACACCCUCUAACGGAGGAUAAUUUACGACACCUGUGUGAGCGCUGUGGAAUAGAUGGCUCCCAAGUUAAAGGAAAGAACCAUCGCUCGUUGCGACGUAAAAUCAUGGAGGAAAUGUGGGAAAAUGCAGAUUCAGUCAAAUCGGAGGAGCUUGGAAUGUCUUGGUUACUCCGACUGAAAGAUGACAUCAGAAAGAUGCAUGAAGAAUCUACUGUGGCACCCAUGAGUUCCAGCCAGUCUGAUGAUGACGACGACGAUGCUACAACCUGCGGCGAGGAAUGGGACAAGGAUUGGUUUCCUAGCAACGGGCUGGAGGCGGAGUCAUCUCCAGAGAGCCAUACCCCAGAGAGUUCCAGCCAGUCUGAUGAUGACGAAACGGGGGACAACCCUAACGGUCGCUCGCUCAGUGGGAGGGUCUUAUCGUCUGGGAAGGCUCCAGGGUUGAAAGUGAUCCAGCGACCUUAUAGCUGUGAUGUAUGUGAGAAGAGUUUCACUCAAUCAGGAAACCUACGAAGACACCAAACGGUACACACAGGAGAGAAACCUUGCAGUUGUGAUCAUUGUGGGAAGAGUUUUGCUCAUCCAGGAGCCCUGACUAUUCACAAGCAUGUACACACAGGAGAGAAACCUUACAGCUGUGAUCAGUGUGGGAAAAGCUUUUCUCAUCCAGGAGCCCUGACUAUUCACAAGCGUGUACACACUGGAGAGAAACCUUACAGCUGUGAUCAAUGUGAGAGGAGCUGCAGAGAUGCCACGGCCCUGAAUGAACACAUGCGUACACACACAGGAGAGAAACCUUUUCACUGCCAUGUCUGUGGAAUUAGUUUUUCUCGACAAAGCAACCUGAAUGUACACAUGCAUACACACACAGGAGGGAGGCCUUGCAUCUGUGAUCAAUGUGGGAAGAGCUUCACUCGGUCAACGGACCUGACCAAACACAGACGCAUUCACACCAGCGAGAAAUCCUACAGCUGUGACCAGUGUGGGAACAAAUUUGCUCAGUCAGGAAACCUGACGAGUCAUCAGAAAACCCACACAGGCAGAAAGAGAACCCGCACAGGCGGAAAGAGAACCCGCACAGGCGGAAAGAGAACCCGCACAGGCGGAAAGAGAACCCGCACAGGCGGAAAGAGAACCCGCACAGGCGGAAAGAGAACCCGCACAGGUGGAAAGAGAACCCGCACAGGCGGAGAGAGAAAUGAGGCGGGUGGAGAGGGAACCCACACAGGAAAGAUACAGGAAGAAUCUACUGUGGCACCCAUGAGGCCCAGCCAGUCUGAUGAUGAUGAUGCUGCAGACUGCGAUGAAGAAUGGGACAUGGAAAACAAGGAUCGGUGUCUUAGCAACGAGCUGGAGGCGGAGUCAGCUCCAGAGAACCACACCCCAGAGCAGAGGCAGAGGGGUGACAUGUCUCUCCCACCCGCCUACCCUCUCCCCGAGUCCCCAGGUCCUGCCUCUCCCGCUGGCACAUUACUACUGGGUUUGAAGAGGGUGUCUGUGCGGCUGGUUGACUGCAGGAAAACACUGGGACUGAGUGGAACUACGAGAGUAGGAGGAGAAGAGAAGGAAUAUGGAGAUUCAGAUUCGAUGUCAUCAAGUAGGAACAAUGGGGACAACCCUAACGGUCGCUCGCUCAGUGGGAGAGUCUUAUCAUCUGGAAAGGCUCCAGGGUUGAAAGUGAUCCAGCGACCUUAUAGCUGUGAUGUAUGUGAGAAAAGUUUCCCACAUUUAGGAGACCUAAAGAGACACCAGAGAAUACACACAGGAGAGAAACCUUAUAGCUGUGAUCAAUGUGGGAAGAGUUUUGCUCGAACUGAUUACCUGGCUGAACACAAGCUAACGCACACAGGAGAGAAGCCCUACCUCUGCUCAGACUGUGGGAAGAGCUUCUAUACACCAGCAAAGUUGAAAGAGCACGAGCGAUCACACUCAGGAGAGAACCCUUUCGGGUGUGGUCUGUGUGGGAAGACCUUUGCUUGUUCAGGUUCCCUGACUAAUCACAAGCGUGUACACACAGGAGCGAAACCUUACAGCUGUGAUCAAUGUGGGAAGAGCUGCAAAGAUGCCACGGCCCUGAAUGAACACAUGCGUACACACACAGGAGAGAAACCUUUUCGCUGCCAUGUCUGUGGAAUGAGUUUUUCUCGACGAAACACCCAGAAAGUACACAUGCGCAGACACACCGGAGAGAAACCGUACAGCUGUGACCAGUGUGGGAAGAGAUUCGCUCAUCCAGGUGAUUUGAAAAUACACAUCAGAGUACACACCGGAGAGAAACCGUACAGCUGUGACCAGUGUGGGAAGAGAUUCACUCAGUCAACAAACCUGACUAAGCACAGACGUGUUCACGCCGGAGAGAAGCCCUAAAGCUGUGAUCUAUAUUGUAUGAACUUCACUCAGUCAACAAACCUGACUAAACCUGACAAAGCACAGGCGCGUUCACACCGGAGAGAAACCAUACAGCAGUGCUGUGUGCGCGAUGAACUUUCGCUUAUUUGUAUCUCAUUUCAUGGGCUCAUAUUGUCAAUUAAAUCAUGUAGAAUAUUUUAUAAUUGUUAUAAUAAAAGUUAGUUUUGAUUCUAUUCAAUUCAAAUUGAAUCCAUAUGUUAAUACGUACCACUAUUUUACUUUUAAUACGAUUUCAAUAAAAGCUCCUUUAUUAUAAA